Molecule: messenger RNA, 969 nt
Organism: Penicillium griseofulvum
Lineage: Eukaryota; Fungi; Ascomycota; Eurotiomycetes; Eurotiales; Aspergillaceae
Product: Short-chain dehydrogenase/reductase SDR
Exons: 6
Coding region: 1-969 (322 amino acids)
Source: RefSeq, a predicted model, not a curated record
AUGUCCAACAAUCAACAAAUCCUCCGCUCCGAGGUCGUUCUGGAGAAGUAUGGCAAGGCCCUUGCUGGAAAAACAGUGCUCAUCACCGGUGUUUCCGACGACUCCAUCGCAGGCGAACUUGCACUUCAGCUUUCCGCCGCUGAUCCAAAGCUACUCAUCCUAACUGCCCGUGCAGCAUCGAAGGUCCAAGGAAUCCAAGAAAAGAUCAAGUCAGCCAAUCCAAAUGUGGAAACCCGCUUUCUUAACAUGGACUUGAGUGACCUGAACGCCGUUCGAACUGCCAUCGAAGAGCUGGCAGACGUGUCUCACAUCGACCACCUCGUCACCGUAGCCGGCGUAAUGUUCCCACCCUACAGCAAGACGAAAGAUGGAUUUGAAAGCCAACUCGGAGUCAACUAUCUAGCAAACUUCUUGCUGGUGAAGUUGCUCUUACCGAAGGUCCGCGCCGCGGGACCGAAUUCAUCUGUUGUUAUCAUGGCAUCGUCCAUGGCCAGACAGGGGAAGAUACAUUUCGACGACUACAAUUUCAGCGAUGGUCAAACCUAUGAUCCGAUGGUUGCAUAUGGACAGUCGAACGCUGCGAGAGUCAUGUUUGCAAAGAAACUGGGCGAGAAGUUGGAGAGCGAGAAGAUCCGUGUUUUCAGUGUUGAUCCCGGCGCGGUUCAAACCGGUCUGCAACGACACUGUCCUCCGGGAUUCCUUGACCAGGUCGAGGAAUGGACGAAGGCUGGUUUGUUCGACCUGGAUGGGAAUCAAAUGGAUAUUCCUCCGUGGACCACUACCUCGGAGGGAGCUGCUACUGUCAUCACGGGAAUGAUUGACCCUACCAUCUCUGAGUACAAUGGCUCCUUCCUCAACAAGAAUGCAGUCUCCGACCACGAACUGCACACCCACCUCAAGGACGAAGGAAACUGGACUAAACUCUGGGACCUGAGCGAGGAUCUGACCAAAGAGAAGUUUUCGCUGUAA